Tachysurus vachellii is the source of this 2310-nucleotide messenger RNA. RefSeq lists its product as uncharacterized. The transcript is spliced from 12 exons. Lineage: Eukaryota; Metazoa; Chordata; Actinopteri; Siluriformes; Bagridae. The coding region runs from base 129 to 965 and encodes 278 amino acids. The record is from RefSeq and is a predicted model, not a curated record.
GUCAGUAUUGGACGGCCCAUAAUGCUGAUAAAGACCGCACCUUAUCUUGACAGAUUACCCGAUCGUGUGCAGAAAUACGUAAAAGCUUUGGCUGUACUGCUUUACUAUUUGAUACCAGCAGUGGCUUCAUGUUUACUUUUUUUGAUAAUCUCCUUCAGGCCCAGACAGCAUAUGAACAUAUGAAAACAUUAAUGGCGGUGGUAAUGUCCGUGUCAGUCGCCGCCGCUGUCGUUUUAGCUGUUAUUGAUCUGAAUAUAUUUUCAACUGUGUGCCUCGAAACCUUCAAUGGCGCUUUGCUUGCUCUUUUCAUCCAUCAAUCUAAUAACGCUAAUUUCGACCUUUGUGCAAUCCGUAUUGUGAACAAUCCAUGCAUCAACAAUAUACCGAUAGUUGCAACAUUGCCACCUCUCAUCGUGGCACUGAUGAUGCUUCUGUUUUUUCAAAAGCAUUACUUUCAGCAAAAACCUUUCGGUUGUCUGCAUAUUGCUGUGGCAUCUGUUUUUGUGAGUUUGUUCAGCCUGCUGGAUAUAUCAUUUUUUGUGCUCAUGGGAUUUAUCCUUCAAGAUUUUACCAAAGAUCGUGCUGGAUAUGUGGCUUUGGUCAUUUUACUCCAUGUUUUAGCAGCAACAUCGUUGUUCAAACAUCCAACACAUUUGCCGGAGUUUCUUCACGUUAUGAUCUUCAUGUUUGGAUCUGUAGGACUCGUUGUUGUAAAUUCACUCGUUCUUGUCGUGGAACUAUUUCUAAAAUCAGGGAAAGGAGCACGGACUGUAGAAGAUCUACGUGUGAUCGUUUUACCGUUUGAAACUGCGUUUGUUUUGGCUUGGCUCGCUUUGCAAAUCUACAGUGCCUGGAUGAGAUUACAAGUCCGAAAAAAAAAAUUUUUGAAGAAGGGAGAGUCCCAGCACCUGAGGAAAUGGAGGCUCUUCCUGUCUGAUGUAUCUGAGAAGAUCAAUAAACUGUGAAUCUGCAUAAAAUAUUAUAACCCACACCUUAUCAGUGAAUUAUUGAAGAAACUGGUCAUAUGUUCUAAAGAAACAUUGUGAAAGUAUCGUACAUUUCCAGCUCAUAAAAGACUAAUGUUUGGUUACUGUACUGUUUCCGUCCUUAUCACUCUAGUUCAAUUCUGUUUUAACAAAUGUUUACAGACAUGUUAUCCUUAACCGUCUACUUCCAUUUAAUCCUAGAUGUUUAACCCAGGGGGGCACAGUGGCUUAGUGGUUAGCACGUUCGCCACACACCUUCAGGGUUGGGGGUUCGAUUCCCGCCUCCUCCUUGUGUGUGUGGAGUUUGCAUGUUCUCCCUGUGCCUUGGGGGUUUCCUCUGGGUACUCCGGUUUCCUCCCCCGGUCCAAAGACAUGCAUGGUAGGUUGAUUGGCAUCUCUGGAAAAUUGUCCGUAGUGUGUGAUUGCGUGAGUGAAUGAGAGUGUGUGUGUGCCCUGCGAUGGGUUGGCACUCCGUCCAGGGUGUAUCCUGCCUUGAUGCCCAAUGACGCCUGAGAUAGGCACAGGCUCCCCGUGACCUGAGGUAGUUCGGAUAAGCGGUAGAAGAUGAAUGAAUGAAUGUUUAACCCAUUACAUUUUGUUACCACUUUUCAAAUUGCCUGUUUUGUAUAGUAAAAAUAGUUUGUUGUUUAAGUCUUCAAAAUACUGGACCCUUCACCCUAUAAAUAACGAUGCUUCAUUUUAACCUUGAGGAUUAAGUUAUGUGUAAAAAUGUAUUCUUCUUUUGAAAUUGUAAUAAAGCAGAUUUAUGGAUUUCAGACCAAGGCGCCAGAUUUUCAACCUUAGUUCAUUUUGUACUGCCAUUAGUUUUCAAAUUGCUGUAAUUUUAUUUUUUAAAGAGAAAUCCUUAUCAAUCUAAAAGUAGCAAGGCAAUAUUUUAACCCGGAGAUUUGCUGUCUGUGUCCUCCAUGGCCUCUGAUUUCUUUUUCCAUUUGAGACAGUCAGGUAACAGAUGUAUGGAAUUCAGAACAAAAUUAAAAACAAAGCAGACUUAAUGAGUUUAUAUGGUUAACUGUUUGGUUGUUUGUUUUAAUGGGAAAGGAGUUUUUUACUCCUGCUAUUAUUUUACUGCUGUUUGAAUUAUUUAUUACAUUCAUUUUAACUAAAUAAUAUCAUUUCUGGACAUAUUUGUACUUCUUAUAAAACCUUUAUAGCCUCACAUUAUGCACAUGGUUCUAAGAGGUUUUAUUCUAUUGGUAAAAUUGUGUGUUGAAUUUAUAAUUCAGAGAAAUACAUUGAUAUUAAUACAGAUUGCCGUUCUACAGUAAUGUUUAUGUCCAAAAUAAAGUAAGUACUGACCAGUAUA